This is a messenger RNA of Magnolia sinica, 983 nucleotides long. RefSeq names its product ADP-ribosylation factor 2. The record is from RefSeq and is a predicted model, not a curated record. The transcript is spliced from 7 exons. The coding region runs from base 166 to 711 and encodes 181 amino acids. NCBI's taxonomy places the organism in Eukaryota, Viridiplantae, Streptophyta, Magnoliopsida, Magnoliales, Magnoliaceae. Gene Ontology annotation, molecular function: GTPase activity; GTP binding. Gene Ontology annotation, biological process: vesicle-mediated transport; intracellular protein transport. Gene Ontology annotation, cellular component: cytoplasm.
ACUUAAUGGUAUUUUGGUUAUUUUAUUGAAAUGCAGGGGUUUCAAUUAGCUAGAGUACCCUUUUAUUCUCUCUCAUUGACAUUAGUUACCCCGUUUUCGCGCUGGUGGAAAGCAGCUCUCCCUCUUCUCUCUGGUUUCUGAGACUUUCUCCCUCGAAAGCCAGACAUGGGGCUGACUUUCACAAAGCUUUUUAGCCGGCUUUUUGCCAAGAAAGAGAUGCGUAUUCUGAUGGUUGGUCUUGAUGCUGCUGGUAAGACCACCAUCUUAUAUAAGCUCAAGCUGGGGGAGAUUGUUACCACAAUUCCAACUAUCGGAUUUAAUGUGGAGACUGUGGAAUAUAAGAACAUAAGCUUCACCGUAUGGGAUGUUGGUGGUCAGGACAAGAUCCGUCCAUUGUGGAGGCACUACUUCCAAAAUACUCAGGGUCUUAUAUUCGUGGUUGAUAGUAAUGACAGGGACCGUGUUGUUGAGGCUAGAGAUGAGUUGCAUAGAAUGUUGAAUGAGGAUGAACUGCGUGAUGCUGUGUUGCUUGUAUUCGCAAACAAGCAAGAUCUUCCAAAUGCAAUGAAUGCAGCAGAGAUUACUGAUAAGCUUGGACUUCAUUCUCUCCGCCAGCGCCAUUGGUACAUUCAGAGCACGUGCGCGACUUCUGGGGAGGGCCUGUAUGAAGGGUUGGAUUGGCUAUCCAACAACAUCGCUAACAAGGCCUGAGAUGUUGAGGGUGCGGUUCCUUUGGGAUUUUCUGGAUGCAGGGGUGAAUGUUAUCUAAGCUUUUUUCCUGAGGUAAGGUGGCUGUGAUGAAAUUAGAGGACCUCUUCAUUUUCCUUUUUUUCUUUUUCUUUUUCUUUUUCUUUUAACUGCCCGUGGCAUAUUGUAAUAGAAGACUCACUGCUUACUACAUUAGCAUCUUUACGUUCCAUAUGGUGUUUGAUAUUUGUUUAACUAAACCUUUACUCUGCAAAUGAAACUGGUAUUUCUCUUUA